Messenger RNA from Nicotiana attenuata, 2927 nucleotides. RefSeq names its product acylamino-acid-releasing enzyme-like. The coding region runs from base 155 to 2485 and encodes 776 amino acids. Gene Ontology annotation, molecular function: serine-type endopeptidase activity. Lineage: Eukaryota; Viridiplantae; Streptophyta; Magnoliopsida; Solanales; Solanaceae. The transcript is spliced from 18 exons. Gene Ontology annotation, biological process: proteolysis. The record is from RefSeq and is a predicted model, not a curated record.
AAUAAACAGACAAAACAAAAAGAUUGGACUUUAGUGACAAAGUGAUCACUUCUGCUGCUACUCUACUCUUCUUCUUCUUUCUUCCAUUCUUCAUUACAAUUCUCCUCAAGCUAUUAUCAGCUAGACCCUUUUUCAUUUUCCAUUUUGCUUGCAAAUGGAAAAUCCUGGAGCAAGCCCUUUCAAAGAAAUUCCUGUUGGUUUAGAUGCAUUUUCGGAGGAAGAAUACUUUUCUCAGUCUACAUUACUCAAAGAAUUUACUGAAAUCCCCACAAUUGAGAAGGCGUGGACUUUAAAAUCUAAUACUGAUGAAAUUGCGAUGUUCUUUGGUUCUUUCGGUGUUAGGAGGCUCACAGGUUAUGUUCUCAUUAGCCAACCUAAUCUCCUGGAAAACAAGAAAAGGAGAUAUGUAUCAUAUAGUCACAUUGCCAAAGAAAGAGAUGAUUCUGUACAAUUUCACUGGGCUGCUUUCCCUAUUGAGAUGGGGACAGCAUCUUUGAUGGUUCCCUCUCCAUCAGGUUCAAAGCUUCUUGUUGUUCGAACUGCUGAAAAUGACUCUCCUACUUGCUUUGAGAUUUGGAGUUCAUCUCAGGUGGAAAGGGAGUUUCAUGUUCCUUCGUCUAUGCAUGGAUCUGUAUAUUCAGAUGGAUGGUUCGAGGGGAUUUCCUGGAAUUCUGACGAAACUUUGAUUGCUUAUGUUGCUGAGGAGCCUGUUUCUGCAAAACCGACAUUUGCAUGUCUUGGCGACAAGAAAGGGAAUUGUCCAGAUAAAGAUUGUAAUAGCUGGAAAGGUCAAGGGGAUUGGGAAGAGGGUUGGGGCGAAGCAUAUGCGGGGAAAAGACUACCUAAGCUUUUCGUAAUCAACAUUAACAGUGGAGAGGUACGCGCUGUAGAUGGCAUCCAGAAGUCAGUGAGUGUUGGGCAAGUUAUUUGGGCUCCAUCGGUGAAGGACUUACUACAAUAUCUAGUGUUCGUCGGAUGGCCAUCGGGGACGAGAAAGUUUGGUAUCAAAUACUGCACUAAUAGGUCAUGUUCUUUGUAUGCUGUUAGAGCUCCUUUUAGAUCAGAACCAGAACAAUCUGCAACGAAUGCAAACCUAUUGGCGGUUGUGCUGACACAAAGCAUAAGUAGUGCGUUCUUCCCUCGUUUUAGCCCAGAUGGAAAGUUCCUGGUGUUUUUAUCUUCAAAAAGUGCUGUAGAUUCUGGAGCACAUAAUGCAACAGAUUCACUUCAUAGAAUUGAUUGGUCCAUUGAUGCAGAGCCAUGUCCGCAUAACAAAAUUGUUGAUGUGGUUCCUGUAGUGAUGUGUGCUGAAGAUGGAAGCUUCCCUGGGUUAUACUGUUCAAAUAUUCUUAGUAACCCGUGGCUUUCUGAUGGUCGCACUAUGAUUUUAUCAUCUGCCUGGGGCAGCACCCUAGUUAUACUGACCGUUGAUGUCUUGAGCGGAGAUGUAUCACGUAUCAGCCCUAGCACAUCAGAAUUUUCAUGGGAUGUCCUUACUCUGGAUGGUGACGAUAUAAUUGCAGUAUGUAGCAGUCCAGUUGAUGCUCCUGAAAUCAAGUAUGGUUAUCUUGUCGGGAAUGCUUGCGAUAACACUAAAUGGAAUUGGCUAGAUAUCUCAAGCCCCAUAACCAAAUGCUCCGAAAAGGUGAGGUCUUUGCUGUCAUCCAAGGAGUUCUGUAUAAUGCCGAUACCUGUUAGAGAUUUCUGUGAGAACCUUACAAAAGGUGCAAGCAAACCGUAUGAAGCUAUUUUCGCAUCCUCCAAAUCUAAGAAGCAUGAUGCAUGUGACCCGCUAAUCGUAGUCCUUCACGGGGGUCCUCACUGUGUUUCAGUGUCAAGCUUUUCAAAAUCUUCAGCUUUCCUUUGCUCGCUUGGAUUUAGCCUGCUUCUUGUAAGUUACAGAGGUUCCUUGGGAUUUGGUGAGGAAGCACUGCAAUCUCUACCAGGGAGAGCGGGUACGCAGGAUGUUAAUGAUGUACUCGCUGCCAUAGACCAUGUCACUAGUAUGGGACUUGCAGAUCCAUCCAAAAUUGCUGCUGUUGGUAUUUCUCAUGGUGGAUUUUUGACGACACACUUGAUAGGCCAGGCACCGGACAAGUUUGCUGCUAGGAACCCAGUGUGCAACCUGGCGCUAAUGGUUGGUACAACUGAUAUACCUGACUGGUGCUAUUUUGAGGCAUUUGGAAGUGAAGCAAAAUCAAACUUCACAGCAGCACCUUCAGCUGAACAUCUUGCUCUAUUCUACGACAAGUUCCCAAUUUCACAUGUAUCCAAGGUCAAAACUCCCACGCUCAUGGUAUUAGGUGCUCAGGACCUUCGCGUGCCCAUUACUGAUGGAUUACAAUAUGCGCGAGCAUUAAAGGAGAACGGAGUAGAAGUUAAGGUGAUGAUGUUUCCUGAUGAUAUACACGAGCUCGAUAGACCAAGAACAGACUUUGAAAGUUUUCUUAACAUUGGAGUGUGGUUUAAGAAGUACUGCUCAUAGAUUGCCACAUAAAUCAGUGUUUCUGCAACAAGAAUAAAGGACAGCCCAGUGCACAGGACAUCCCGCGUUCACGCAGGAUUUGGGGAAGGGCCGCACCCCAAGGGAUGUAAUAUAGACAGCCUACCCUAAUGCAAGCAUUAAUUGCUACUUAUACGGCUCGAACCCGUGACCUAUAGGUCACACGGAGAUUACUUUACCGUUGCUCCCCGCUCCCCUUCCUUUCUGCAACAAAAAUGUUUAGAGAUUCACGGCCUGCUCUUCCAAGAAAAUGAAGGUCAUAAUUGACUCAAAUUCAUCAUGAUCAUACUACUAUACUAAAUUGCUUGUAAUUCUCAUAUAGCACUUGAAAUAUGUCUCUUACUGAUCAAAUUAGUGCACUUUUUCAGGGAUAAGUGCUCCUUUUUUGCACAAACCAUGAAGUAUUUAAAAUUCCUUUUUUCCC